Molecule: messenger RNA, 306 nt
Organism: Necator americanus (New World hookworm)
Lineage: Eukaryota; Metazoa; Nematoda; Chromadorea; Rhabditida; Ancylostomatidae
Exons: 3
Coding region: 1-306 (101 amino acids)
Source: RefSeq, a predicted model, not a curated record
AUGACUGACGAGAACAAGCCCAUCGACGACGCCUCCAUGGGACCCAAGUUUGAAAGGGAUGGAGAAACCUCUCGUCAGCAAACUUCAAGAACGAGGAGUGCUCAACGACCAGGACAUGUAGCACAUGGAACAUCAACGAUCCUGCACCUAACUCUGUCUCUGACAAGUUCAAAUCCAUGGCUCAAACUCACAAAUGUCCCUUCUAUCUUCGAUAAACGUGGAUUUGGUCGAUACGAUUAUGAUGCUCUACAUCUGACAACUACUGGAACUAUUGUAGACCCCGGUUCCCAAGGUGUAGCUCCUUAA